Messenger RNA from Amaranthus tricolor (Joseph's coat), 536 nucleotides. RefSeq lists its product as uncharacterized. Lineage: Eukaryota; Viridiplantae; Streptophyta; Magnoliopsida; Caryophyllales; Amaranthaceae. The coding region runs from base 21 to 536 and encodes 171 amino acids. The transcript is spliced from 2 exons. The record is from RefSeq and is a predicted model, not a curated record.
AUCUCUAAUCCCUACUAACCAUGGGAAACUGCAUAAGAUCACAACCAAAAACAGUACAAGUAGUAAAACCCGAUGGCAAAAUCCUCGAAUACAAUCCAUCGACAACAGUGUGCGAGGUGCUAUCCAAAUUUCCCAGUCACGAGCUAUCCGAUAAGCUGCCAAUCCUGCAGUAUAUGAGUCCGAAUGUGACAUUACUCGCUGGGCGAUUAUACUAUCUUAUUCCGGUUCCUAGUCUGACUCGAAAGAUUAAGAACAAGAAAGUAAGAUUUGCGGAGCCUGAGAAGGCCGAGGAAAGGCAAGGGAAAGACUCGAGAUUGACUGUUAAGUUGGUGAUUAGGAAACAAGAGCUAAAGGAGAUGCUAGAACGUGGUGGUGUUUCGAUAGAUGAACUUGUAGCGAAGCGACAUGUUGCGGGUGGGUUAGAGAAUCUCGACGAGUAUAGAUGUGGGAGAAGUACAUGGAUUCCUGCUAUGCAGAGCAUUUCUGAAUCUGAUACUGAUGAUUUUGCGGUUAACAAGCCUGUAUUACGAUUAUGA